UGGUCGGGCAAAUUCAGACUGAUUCAGGCAGAAAAAACAAGCAGAGGCUAUUUUUUUUAGCAGCGAGCGUUUGGUAUCAGCGUUUACACCUGUGUGGCCUUCAAUCGCUCGCACCUGCGCCCGCACCGCCCAUCCCUCCCCCCGAUUCCUGAAAUAGCGACAACUGCGGCGCAUUUGCUUUCCUUUGUGUGUUUUGACUGUUUCGUCUGUUUAAGCCCAAAAAGCAAAGAAAGGCCCGUAGUCACAACUCACAGGCAUUGGUGGUACUUUCUGCUGCUUAAACAAUUGGCCAAAAUGCUGUGGACCGUGCAUCUGGACGGUGGGCCGCAGCGGGUUAAUCACGCGGCAGUGGGCGUGGGCGACUUCAUCUAUAGCUUCGGCGGCUACUGCACUGGAUACGAUUAUCGCUACAACGAGCCCAUCGAUGUCCACGCCCUAAACGUCCAUACAAUGCGCUGGACAUUGGUGCCCCAGCAACUGGACGCCGAUGGGGUGCCACUGAAAUAUCCGCUGGUACCCUUCCAACGCUACGGACACACAGUGGUGGCCUACAAGGAACGCAUAUACAUCUGGGGUGGUCGCAACGACGAGAACCUGUGCAAUGCAAUCUACUGUUUCGAUCCCAAGACGGCCCAGUGGUCAAGACCCCAGGUCACCGGCUGUCUGCCGGGAGCACGAGAUGGCCAUUCGGCCUGUGUCAUCGGCAACAGCAUGUACAUCUUUGGUGGCUUCGUGGACGAGAUCAAUGAGUUCAGCAGCGACGUACACUCUUUGAACCUGGACACCAUGGAGUGGCGCUAUGUGCAGACAUUUGGCGUGCCGCCCAGCUACAGGGACUUCCAUGCGGCAGUUGCCUACGAACAAAAGCGCAUGUACAUCUUUGGCGGACGAGGCGAUAAGCAUAGUCCUUACCAUAGCCAGGAGGAGACCUACUGCCACGAGAUUGUCUACCUGAACAUGAAGACCAAGGUUUGGCAUCGACCAUUCACGGCCGGAAAGGUGCCAGUGGGGCGGCGUAGCCACAGCAUGUUCGUCUACAACAAACUGAUAUAUGUCUUCGGGGGCUAUAAUGGCCUGCUGGAUCAGCAUUUCAAUGAUCUGUACACCUUCGAUCCGCGCACCAAGCUGUGGAACCUGAUAAGGGCCAACGGCAAGGCGCCGACCGCGCGUCGAAGGCAGUGUGCCAUUGUGGUGGGCACUAGGAUGUUCCUGUUCGGCGGCACCAGUCCCAGAGGUGGCUCUUCCGUCACGCAAGCAGCUGCUUUACCCACUCAGGAGGCAGGCGGAGUUGUUCCUAUCGGCGUAUCGCUAAUCGACUAUAGUGAUCUGCAUGUGCUCGACUUUGAGCCCACCCUGAAAACCCUGUCCACCAUGGUGGUGUUGAAACACCAGAUGGACAUCUCUGGGCUGCCAAGGAGCUUCCGCUCUGAUCUGCAGAUGCUGACGCAGCCGAACAGUAUUAGCCGGCCGAUCAACCAGGCCGGCUAGCAUCCAAAACCCUAAAGGAUAAUCCAGAGUCGACUGCCACACAAAAAGAAAAAAACGGAAUGGGGAGAAAAAACAUCACGGAGCCACUAGUCCGGUUCUUCGUAUUUGAAACCAUUGGAGGAGCAAGCUCGAAUUAUGUUUGUGAGAGAGAUGGCGUAGGGAGGCGAAGAACCUGAGAGAAAAAGAGAGAGAAGCCCCAGUAGUUAUAAAGUUUUAGAAACUUGCUUUUGGUACUUCUGAUAGCUGCUAAAUAAUACACAAUAAUACUGAUUAUGCGAAUGAUAUUAUAAUAGAGAUGUAGUUCGUAAAACAUUUAUAAAUCGUCAUUAAAUAAAAUCUCCAUUAACAUUA
Molecule: messenger RNA, 1839 nt
Organism: Drosophila eugracilis
Lineage: Eukaryota; Metazoa; Arthropoda; Insecta; Diptera; Drosophilidae
Product: kelch domain-containing protein 3
Exons: 1
Coding region: 295-1488 (397 amino acids)
Cellular component (GO): cytoplasm
Molecular function (GO): chromatin binding; protein binding
Source: RefSeq, a predicted model, not a curated record